Messenger RNA from Capsicum annuum, 1461 nucleotides. RefSeq lists its product as uncharacterized. The coding region runs from base 1 to 1461 and encodes 486 amino acids. The record is from RefSeq and is a predicted model, not a curated record. The transcript has 6 exons. NCBI's taxonomy places the organism in Eukaryota, Viridiplantae, Streptophyta, Magnoliopsida, Solanales, Solanaceae.
AUGGGGCUGACAGUAUAUGUAAUGGAUGAAGGAGAGAGUUCUUGUGACAAUCAUAAAUUGAAAGUAAAUGCAAACUGUGUUGAUAGAAAAAAGAGCAAUAUUGAUGAAGAUUAUUUUAAGCUUAUUGAAAGUGUUGAUACAAAUGAUCAAGAACAGACAAUUAUUUCCGAUCCAGAUCAAAACGAGGUGCUUAUUGUUCAAGUGUAUAAGUACAAAGCCACUUUAAAGUCUGUGAUGACCCAAUAUGCAAACCGAAACAGAUUUCAAUUCAAUACAAACAAAUCAAAUGGGAACAGGUAUACUUUGAUUUGUAAAUCGAAGGAAUGUGGUUGGUUUCUAAUGGCGUCUAGCAAUAAGAACACCGAUUUGUUUAAGAUUGAAAAGUUCCGGCAUGAACAUACUUGUCCUUUAAAGAAUAGAGUGUACCAGCAGAAACAUGUUAGUAGUACAUUGAUUGGUGGGAUUGUGAAACAAAAGUUAUCCAAUCAUAAAAGAAUGUAUACGGCGAAAAACAUACAGGAGGAUAUUAAGAAUGAUCUUGGUUUGAAUUUGACUUAUACAAUAGCGCGGAGGUCUAGAGAAAAAGCUUUGAUUUCAUUGAGGGGAACAACAUAUGCAUCAUACAACAGACUGCCUGGAUAUUUAUACAUGAUGAAAAAGACUUACCCUGGUUUUGAUUCAUGUCGACCGAUUGUUGUUAUUGAUGGCAGUCACCUAAGAGUAACAUAUAAUGGAACUUUCGUGUCAGCAAGACAUAUUUUUUCCCUAGCUUAUGGAAUUUUGGAUUCGGAGAAUUAUGUAACAUGGAGUUGGUUCUUUGAGCAAUUGAAAGAAGCUCAGGGUAUAAAAUUAAAUAUGUGUGUUGUGUCCGACAGGAACGAGAUCAUUAUAAGGGCUGUAUCAACUGUAUAUGGGGGCGUUGUACAGUACGCUUGCAUCUGGCAUUUGUGGGAAAAUGUGGUAACUAAUUUCAGGAAGUCACAUGCUAAAUUGUCUAAAGUGUUUUAUGCAAUGGCAAAAACAUAUACAAUUUCUGAAUUUAACAAUAUAAUCAAGAAGGUUGAAAAGAUAGAUAUUAGGGUGAAAGAUUACUUGCAGUCGACCGGAUAUAACAAGUGGUCUAGGGUGUAUGAAACUGUAAAUCGGGGAUUCACUCUAACCUCAAACAUUGUUGAAACCAUUAACAGGCACCUUAAGAAAGCCAGUGUUGAAGAGAAAAAUCUUGAACCUGAUAAUUAUUGCUCUGACUUUUACAAGCCAAACUCGGUAUUGGAGACGUAUGAGGUUCAAAUAUUUCCUCUUCCUGAUAGAUCCACAUGGAAAAUACCAAAUUAUAUAUUGACUGAAGUUGUUCUUCCGCCAAAAUACAGACAUCUCCUGGAAGGCCAAAGAAAAGAGAAAAGUCCGCGGGAGAAUUUUACGGGACUAAGUCCACAUAUUCAUGCAAUGCUUGUGGGUUAA